Messenger RNA from Rhipicephalus sanguineus (brown dog tick), 908 nucleotides. Its product is annotated as serine/threonine-protein kinase H1 homolog. Gene Ontology annotation, biological process: protein phosphorylation. Gene Ontology annotation, molecular function: ATP binding; protein kinase activity. The transcript has 4 exons. The record is from RefSeq and is a predicted model, not a curated record. The coding region runs from base 46 to 576 and encodes 176 amino acids. NCBI's taxonomy places the organism in Eukaryota, Metazoa, Arthropoda, Arachnida, Ixodida, Ixodidae.
GGUUUUCACACGAAUAAUACUACGGCGGUUCGAUGAGAGUGUAAAAUGGGCUGUCAUCAUUCGAAGAUGGUGGACGAAACUGCGAGUGUUUCAGCCGGUUCUGUGCAGACGGUGCUACGGCCGCGUUACCAUCGACGAAAACAUCAAAUCAGGUGGGCGAAAGAGGCGUCUGCGUGCAGUGGGAGUAGACGUGUUGACCCUCGUGUGUCUGCAAAGUAUGCCGUCAAGGCUGUCAUAGCCAAAGGGCGCUUCAGUAGAGUGCUGCGAGUGGAGAACAGGCUAUCAAAGCAGCCGUACGCAAUUAAAGUAAUCGAAACGAGAGACGGCUCGCACGUCGAGACCGAACUGGCUGUAUUAAGACGCGUUCGGCACCCAAAUGUGGUUCGGCUCGAAGCCUGGGAGCACGUGUCGGAGGAGGCGAAAUGCGUAAUUCGCCAGCUGCUGCAGCGGAACCCAGUGCAGAGAUUGAGUGCUGCCGAGCUGCUGGAUCAUCCCUGGGUGGCUGUGACGAUGGCAGCGGAUGCUGCGCGCCGGCCGGCACAGGUCCGGUUUCAGCGUAAAGUAGGAGAAGAGUGAGGUUAUUUACUACCAGGGGCCUCACUUUGAGCGCGUGUUGGCCUACUCCUUUUUUUUUUUUUUGACAACUUGCUGUGCGAGAGGGCGCACGGAAGCAGCGCUUCGAUUUGAGCACCUUUGCUCGUACAAAUGGACUUUGGACAACCGCACAUUUGACGAACCCUUUCACGGGCGCGACUGCAGGAAGAUGCAUGUUUUUUGUUUUUGUUUUUGAUUUAUAUGUUUACUGUUUUUUUUUUUAGUCAUACCAGUCGACAACGACCGGUGUCGGGUGUGUGUGCGUAUACAUAUGUGAGCUUGCCGUCGCGUUUACUCCAUCUGCGGAGCGUUAU